GAGCGUCAUGGAGCGAAGGGGGAUGGGUGUUGACUACGGGAAUUUAUUAAGAAAAUGGGGGUAAAUUUACGGUAAAAUUACAGGGAUAGCAAUCAGGAAUUGAGUAAAAAAAAAAAAAAAAAAAAGAUAUGGAAUGGUUACUUUGACGCAAACGAAGACACUUUCCAUCUAUGGCAUAAUAAAUAAAGGAGCUACAUGACAGAGACGAGACAAGAUCGACCCAUCAUUUUGCCAAAAUGAUGCGAAAAUCAAAUUUAGGGGCUGGAAGUGUUCAGCGCCCUGGAACCCUGAAACCUCGAAAUACAGACAAUACUCCAAAUAACAGGCGGAGUGCAGGGCAACAGAUGAGGAAGUCUUACCUUCCCAAAGCCUCACAAGUAGACAGUGCUAAGAAACUAGCCAGUAGAAGUAAGCGCAUCAGUGCUGAAGGACUCAGCAGACUCUCCAUCGCUUCGGGAAGAUUUACCCCCACUAGGAACAAUGUCCCCGUCUCAAGCAUGUUGGCUCCUCCCAGUGUCAGCAGACUGUCAAUGGAUUCAGCGCGCAACUCCAGCAUGGGAACAAAAGUGAGGAAGGAGAUCCGCCCCAUCACAGACUCCAGUUUUAAGAGCCAGUGUGUGGACAAAAUUCUGGAUUUCCUUGUCAGCAGGAGCUAUGAACAACUGGUUCAGCGAAGAACACUCCUCACACCUUCCACAAAAGAUUUUGCUAACAUCUUCAGUUUUAUAUACAGGCACCUUGAUGGUCAAUAUAAUUUGCCAAACAGAUUCGAAGAGGAAAUUCCGCGCUUGUUAAAGCUUUUGAAAUAUCCAGUGCAGAUGUCAAAAUCAUCCUUCAUUACGGUUGGAUCUCCUCACACAUGGCCAUCUGUUCUGGCCAUGCUGGCAUGGUUGGUUGACGUGGUGAACAUGAUUAGUUGCAUCGACCCUAUGCCCAUUGCCUUUCCAAGCGACUUUGACAGUGACAUCAAUCUUGCCAAAACUAAGUUUACUGUACUGGUUGAACUUGCUAACUGCGAAGAUGACACAGAAAAGAUUGAGGCUCAUUUAGAAGAGUACAGGCACAUACUAGAGAAAGUACAGGGUGUAAGAGCACAGGAUCUUCUGCAACUACAGGAGGAGGAUGAAAGACUUGAGGACAUGGUGAACAACCUCAACAAUGGACCCGAGAGACUGCAGCAGUUGCAUCACCAGUACACUCAGCUUGUAGAUGACAAUGAAAAAAUGUCAGAUUACUGUAGAGAGCUGCAGGUACAUAUUUCUGCAAGAGAUGGUGAACGUUCACAGCUGGAAUCAAAACUGGCGGAGCUUAAUGCUGCUAAAAAGCAGGUUUUUGAGGAAGUUACCCGCUUGGAAACUCUGAAGGAACAGCAGGCUUUGAAUGUAGGGAACUGGCAAGAUUUAAGAACCAUGCAAACGAUGUCGCUACUAUUAUAUCACAGCUCCAAGCUGAGGGAAAAGAGCAGGACUCUGAGAUAUGGUCACUAGAGAUGGAAUUGGGCAAAGCUCAGUCAAAAUUGAGUGAAAGUAUAUGUGCCUACAAUAAACUGGUCCGUCAACUAGACCUUCCGGAUGAUUAUGAAAUCUCAUCAGCUGACAUAGCUGAGAAUAAAUGCCACUGGCAGAC
Molecule: messenger RNA, 1626 nt
Organism: Penaeus vannamei (Pacific white shrimp)
Lineage: Eukaryota; Metazoa; Arthropoda; Malacostraca; Decapoda; Penaeidae
Source: RefSeq, a predicted model, not a curated record